CGGGGCCCGCGCUCACUCGGAGGCCGGGCGACCGGCGGCAGGACGCGCUCGCGGAGUCGGGCCCGGCGGCGGCCGGCCGCGCGCACCAUGCCGUCCUUCGACGAGGCGCUGCAGAGGGCGGGCGAGUUCGGGCGCUUUCAGCGGCGCGUGUUCCUGCUGCUGUGCCUGACGGGCGUCACCUUCGCCUUCCUCUUCGUCGGCGUGGUCUUCCUGGGCAGCCAGCCCGAGCGCUACUGGUGCCGCGGCCCGAGCGCCGCCGCGCUGGCCGAGCGCUGCGGCUGGAGCCCGGAGGAGGAGUGGAACCGCACGGCGCCCCCCGAGCACGGCGGCGACGGCAGCUGCCGGCGGUACCUGCUGGAGGCGGCCAACGCCAGCGCCGCGCCCGACGCGCUCAGCUGCGCCGACCCGCUCGCCGCCUUCCCCAACCGCUCCGCGCCGCUCGUGCCGUGCCGGGGCGGCUGGCGGUACGCCCAGACCCACUCCACCAUCGUCAGCGAGUUUGACCUCGUGUGUGGCAAUGCUUGGAUGCUGGACCUCACACAAGCCAUCCUAAACCUGGGCUUCUUGGCUGGAGCCUUCACCUUGGGCUAUGCUGCAGACAGGUACGGCAGACUAGUCAUUUACCUAAUCUCCUGUUUCGGUGUCGGCGUCACCGGUGUUGUGGUGGCAUUUGCACCCAAUUUCCCUGUGUUUGUGGUCUUCCGCUUCCUACAAGGUGUGUUUGGAAAAGGGACAUGGAUGACCUGCUACGUGAUUGUAACAGAAAUAGUAGGUUCAAAGCAAAGGAGAAUUGUGGGAAUAGUGGUCCAAAUGUUCUUCACCCUUGGAAUCAUAAUUCUUCCUGGAAUUGCCUACUUUAUCCCAAAUUGGCAAGGGAUCCAGCUAGCCAUAACGCUGCCCGGCUUUCUCUUCCUCCUUUAUUACUGGGUGGUUCCUGAGUCUCCCCGCUGGCUGAUUACACGGAAGAAAGGAGAUAAAGCAUUAAAAAUCCUGAGGAGCAUUGCCAAGUGCAAUGGGAAAUAUCUCUCACCGAAUUACUCAGAGAUCACUGUUACAGAUGAGGAGGUUAGUAACCCAUCCUUUUUAGAUCUGGUGAGGACUCCCCAAAUGAGGAAGUGCACACUUAUUCUUAUGUUUGCUUGGUUCACAAGCGCGGUGGUAUAUCAGGGACUCGUCAUGCGCCUGGGAAUUAUAGGAGGCAACCUCUAUAUCGACUUUUUCAUCUCAGGAGUUGUGGAGUUGCCCGCGGCCCUCCUGAUCUUACUGACCAUUGAGCGUUUUGGACGACGCCUUCCCUUCGCGGGAAGCAACAUAGUGGCGGGGGUGGCCUGCCUUGUCACUGCAUUCUUACCCGAAGGAAUACCCUGGUUGAGAACCACUGUUGCUACCCUGGGAAGACUAGGGAUAACCAUGGCCUUUGAAAUUGUUUAUUUGGUAAAUUCUGAAUUGUACCCAACAACGUUACGAAACUUUGGAGUUUCUCUUUGCUCAGGUUUAUGUGAUUUUGGGGGAAUCAUAGCCCCGUUUCUGCUCUUCCGGCUGGCGGCCAUUUGGCUGGAACUACCUCUUAUCAUCUUUGGUAUCCUGGCAUCGGUCUGUGGUGGUCUCGUGAUGCUUUUGCCCGAAACCAAGGGUAUUGCCUUGCCAGAAACAGUGGAUGAUGUAGAAAAACUUGGCAGAACAAUGCUACCUGAAAUUCGGAGUGAGAUGGAAGAUUCUCUUUAAGAUCUUGCCAUUUUGCCAAUCAAAAUUAAGAAAUGUAUAAAAGUCCAUAUUCCUCUAAAUGUGGCAGGAAAAAGAAAACUCAAGUGUCCAGCUCUCACCUUUGAGGCCCGCUGCCAAAGACGAAAGGAAGGAGCUCUUAGGGUUGACCUCUCCC
This is a messenger RNA of Lontra canadensis (Northern American river otter), 1879 nucleotides long. RefSeq names its product solute carrier family 22 member 3 (gene SLC22A3). NCBI's taxonomy places the organism in Eukaryota, Metazoa, Chordata, Mammalia, Carnivora, Mustelidae. The coding region runs from base 88 to 1725 and encodes 545 amino acids. The record is from RefSeq and is a predicted model, not a curated record. Gene Ontology annotation, molecular function: transmembrane transporter activity. Gene Ontology annotation, cellular component: membrane. Gene Ontology annotation, biological process: transmembrane transport. The transcript has 12 exons.